Messenger RNA from Xiphias gladius (swordfish), 587 nucleotides. RefSeq names its product interleukin 21 (gene il21). Gene Ontology annotation, cellular component: extracellular region. NCBI's taxonomy places the organism in Eukaryota, Metazoa, Chordata, Actinopteri, Istiophoriformes, Xiphiidae. Gene Ontology annotation, biological process: immune response. Gene Ontology annotation, molecular function: cytokine receptor binding. The record is from RefSeq and is a predicted model, not a curated record. The transcript is spliced from 6 exons. Bases 1 to 444 code for a protein of 147 amino acids.
AUGAAGCUGGUUGUUCUUUGCCUUUUUGCAGUCUGCUGCUGGUCUUUGGCCAACACAACAACUACAGAAGGGCCUACAAGAGGCCAAACUAGAAAAUUACAAGAAGUUCUGAGGCAGCUGAAUGAUGUGAGAGAAAGCCUGCAGCAGAAUGACACGAUGCUGAAUGCGCCACCAGAGAAUAUCGAGGACUGCUGCUCUCUGACAGCCUUGGAAUGCUUUCGGAGUAGCCUGCAGGCGCAUUUCGUCACUACACAAAAAAAAAUGAGCAAACUUAUAAAGAGCCUCAGGAACUCCUUAACUGUGAACGCUCUGAACUUUUGUACCCAAGGAAACGUUGAGCCCACAUGCUCAGAAUGUGGCUCAGAUGGUGAGGUUAAUGUCCAGGAAUUUUUCAACAGACUGAAGUCUUUUAUUCAAGAGGGCAUAACCAGACUGAACAACUGAGAAGAAAGGAAGAUCCAGUGGUGACCAAGGACUGAAUUUAGAGAAGACACUACGCUGUGAAGAUGCUAAACAGGGCAAAGUCUCCAUGUUCUAGCCUUCUAAAUAUUUAACUUAUUUAAUAUUUAUUUAGAUAGUGGUGGUGA